Psilocybe cubensis is the source of this 1314-nucleotide messenger RNA. RefSeq lists its product as uncharacterized. Lineage: Eukaryota; Fungi; Basidiomycota; Agaricomycetes; Agaricales; Agrocybaceae. The record is from RefSeq and is a predicted model, not a curated record. The coding region runs from base 1 to 1314 and encodes 437 amino acids. The transcript has 5 exons.
AUGGCGGCAUAUGGUGCUAUAUUGCAAAGAGUAAAUCGAACUCGCAAAACUUUCCGAGCUGCUACUUUUCACUGCUCAUAUCCUGGAUGUAUCAAAACCUCAACAACAUCGUGGGGAAUACAGCAGCAUUAUACAAAAAAACAUGUUGUUCCCGCCGCUCUCAAAGCUCAGCCUAUAGUAUCUCAAUCUCCAACAAAUUGCUCCUCUUCUUCACGUUCUCCCUCUCCAACACCACAACCCUGGUCCAACAACUUUUCACCUCGUCGCUUACCUCGCCGAACACCAUCUGGGUCACCAAGCUUAAAUCCAAGAAGUCCAAACCCAUUGCCUAAGGCUACGCGUAUUGAUGUCCAUCCAACAAUUAAUGGACGGCCGUGUGAUCUGGCUGGCAACUAUCUCCCACCAAAAACCAAACCACCACCCGUCGCAUCUCACAACAUUGAUGAUUUUACGCCUUUUGCAACUCGGAUGGAAUUCGAAAUGGCUGAAUUUUUAUUUGUUGAAGAGGAAAUGUCUGCAGCCAGAAUAGAUCGCCUUUCACAAAUUUUAGGUGCCAAUUAUCCUAACCAAGACCCGCCGUUUGCGAAUCACUCCGAUCUCUAUGCUUGCAUUGAUAGCAUCAGACAAGGCAACAUUCCCUGGACCUCGUUUUCAGUUACCUACAAUGGAAAGCUACCGGAAGAUGGUCCGAUUCCUGAUUGGAUGAAACAAACAUACGAAGUGUGGUUUCGAAAUCCACUUCACGUUCUAGAGCAACAAAUAGCCAAUCCAACUUAUGUGCAAAACAUCGAUUAUGCUCCAAAGCGGUAUUACAGGAAUGGUAAACGCAGGUACCGAAAUCUUAUGUCGGGACAGUGGGUAUGGCAGCAGGCAAACAAAAUUGCGCAAGACAUCAAAUGUCACGGAUCUAUGUUUUGCCCAGUGGUUAUUGGAAGUGACAAGACUACUGUCUCUGUGGCAACUGGACAGAAUGACUUCUACCCACUGUAUAUGUCAUUAGGAAAUAUUCAUAACAAAAUGCGACGAGCGCAUAAAGAUGGGGUCUCGCUAGUUGGAUUUCUGGCUAUUCCUAAAACAUCGCAGGAGUAUAGUGAUAGAGCUGACUUCCGAAAAUUUCGUCGGCAAUUGUUUCAUACAUCUCUAGAACACAUCUUAUCAUCGCUUCGACCUCACAUGUCUACGCCACGUGUAACCUUGUGUGGUGAUGGCCAUUACCGCCGCGUUAUAUAUGGAAUUGGCCCUUACAUCGCAGACUAUCCUGAGCAAGCUUUGCUUGCAUGCAUAGUUCAAGGCUGGUGUCCAAGGGGGGUCUAA